AUGGACAACCGGAUUGCUGUUUACCAACUCCCUAUCUGGGAUGGAGCACCAUUGUAUUCAAUUGUUGCAUGGCCUCGCGGGUCUCCUACUUUCCAGUUCCCCUCUGCGUCGAACGAAACCUUGCCAUUGGACGUCGAAAUUCCGUUGCUCUUUGCGGUGCAAGAUAGGCUUCUGCCGAUCGAGACGCUUGGUCCCAGAAUACCCUCAAGGCCCAGAGAGGCACCAACUCCAGCCUUGGUUUCAAAUCCACAGGUGUCACCCCAAGCCGACAACUAUCACCAUGCCCCGACUGGUUUCGUACCACAACUCCCGUCAACCACGCCAGAUGACGUGCAGCGGGAGGCAACGGCCAGACUUGAGGCACUCAUGGCUGAAAGGAAAAUUGAUGUGAAUGAAUUAGCCUCAAUUGAAGAUGGCGUGAAGGUUUCGAGGGCAAACUAUUUCUAUUUGCAUUUCCCCUCGGAUGACGAUGAAGCACAAACGGACCUGCAUCUUCUGAAGUCAUACUUGAGCAUUCAUGGAAUGACCGUGCUAACAAGCCUUGACCCCAAUGGCUGGUCUAACUUUCACAACAACAGCAAAAUGGGCGUAGUCAUAUUCCACGAAUCAUUCAGCGGAUAUUCGGAAUUGCAGCCUGCUCUCAAUUUGGUGCUCCACAAUUCCAUGUUCAAUUACUGGGUCAUCCGGAUCACAAAGCCCCUCCAGUUUAUGGACGAGCGAUACUUUUCACUCAGUAAUCAUUGCACUCGCAUGUUCUUGAAGGGCGGUGUUAUACUCAUCACCGAGGACACGCUGGGAGAUUUGAAGAAUUUUGCCAUCACGCUUCAGUGGCUUCGGCACAGGAUGAAAACCAAGCAACCAUCAACUACCUACCAUUUCAUGCUUCACCCGGGGAUCAUGGAAUGGAUAGAAAAAAGACUGGGCGAUGAGAACUUUACGAAAGACCACGGACUGCUGGGGCUCAUCAAAGCUCUGAUAAUGAAAUUGAACGUCUCAGACCUUCGGAAAGAGUUGUUCAACAAUUCCAGCCUCGACCCCGAUUCCUCAAACCCAAUCAUCUCCUACCCAGUGCGCGGUUACGGUACUCGCACCGAACACGUUGAACCGAGAAUCAAAGACACAGCUCAACGCGACGCUGAUCAUCUAAUUGAAUUCUUUGCAGGAUGGGCACUGCUCAACAGACAGCGUUUCAAGCACUUCCUUGUUCUGACUUCCUUCCCCAAAUCUCCCAUUUCACAGCGUUGGGCCUCAUGGGGUCACAUUCGUGUCAUCCAUGAUGGUUUCAAGGCUUUCUUCGAUCGCUUCCACGUGAAGGACGCCAACAACAUAUGGGCCCUUCUCUGCAGUGAGGCCAGGCCAGGCUCGAGUCGACCGACUACACCUGUCUCUGCGACAACCACACCGCGUACCCCGGUUUGGCCAACUCAAACUACCCAAGGGCUUGCCCAAUCUGUUUUGCAAGGAAAUCAGGGAAACAGGAGCGCAAAGUCGCCUCAAAAGUCACCCCAGAAGUCGCCCCAGAAGUACCCUGCUCCUUACCUCUAA
This is a messenger RNA of Penicillium brevicompactum, 1545 nucleotides long. RefSeq lists its product as uncharacterized. The transcript is spliced from 3 exons. The record is from RefSeq and is a predicted model, not a curated record. Lineage: Eukaryota; Fungi; Ascomycota; Eurotiomycetes; Eurotiales; Aspergillaceae. Bases 1 to 1545 code for a protein of 514 amino acids.